UGGACUCGCGUAGUUUUCGUAUCAUCUGCUAUUUAUUAAAUUAAUUGGCUGUCAUGCUUUCACGUAAUAUAAGUAGAUUUUUGCGGCAAUCAUGUGUUCGUGUGAUCUCAAAUUGCCGCAAUUUUGCUUCUGCGAAUAUUGAGACAGAUCCAACUGAAAGAGAUCCAGCGUCAUUCUUCUUUGACAAAGAGGUUCAAUCAUGCUUGAGAACAUUAACAACAAUAGAUUACAAAAAAGUUUUUCGAGCACGUAAAGACGGACAUAUACGCAAAUCACCGAAAUAUAAAUUCAUGACAGAUGAACAACUUCAAGAAGCUAUAAAUGAAACACAACGUAAAGCAGAAGAGUAUCUGCAAAUGCCACCAGUAGUGAAACAGAGAUCAAACCCAACUGGGUUGAUAUGUGAGGAUCCUGGAUUACAAAAUUACAAUACUUCUAAAUUUGUUUUUACUGAUAUUACAUAUAAUCUCAGAGAUAGAGAAAGGUUUGUUGUCGUCAGAGAACCAGAUGGUACACUGAGACAUGCCACUUGGGAAGAACGCGAUAGAAUUGUACCAAUCUACUUUCCAUCUCCGGGAAAAGAAAUACAAAAGCCAAGGAUGUUUGAAGACGAAUAUUUACAGAACUUAUUAGAUCGCAAGGAAUACGAGUUUAUACUCGAUCGCGCGUGUGUACAAUUCGAUCCGGAUAACCCGGAUUAUCAAAGGGUAACGCGGGAAGUCUACGAGCGCAUAAACUUGGAAAAACAUUUUGACGUCUUAAGGUCUACGCGUCACUUUGGUCCGAUGGUGUUUCAUUUAGUGUGGACGAGUAACAUUGAUAAUCUAUUGUGCGAGAUGAUUGAGAACAGUCGAAUUAAAGACGCCAUACUAUUGAUACGCCUAUAUCAUAAGAUUCAUCCUACAAGCGAUUCAGCGGUCGAGCGGUGCAGUGCAGACUCGGAUGACACUGAAUUCAUCCUGCAUUAUGCCCGUCUGGAUUCUCCCAAGAGACAUACAAUCGAGAAGCUCGUACAUUCGUACAAAGAAUUACGACGGGAGCAUCGAAUCGUGGAGGAAGGCAUCAAAAAAGCGCAUGGUAUUCCAUCGAGUACCAAUGAAAUGUAAAUAUAAAUCAAUAAAUAGCUGUACGCGUGUAAUUGACAA
Molecule: messenger RNA, 1145 nt
Organism: Harpegnathos saltator (Jerdon's jumping ant)
Lineage: Eukaryota; Metazoa; Arthropoda; Insecta; Hymenoptera; Formicidae
Gene: mRpS22
Product: mitochondrial ribosomal protein S22
Exons: 3
Coding region: 54-1106 (350 amino acids)
Cellular component (GO): mitochondrial small ribosomal subunit
Molecular function (GO): structural constituent of ribosome
Source: RefSeq, a predicted model, not a curated record